AUGAUGCAACGUGCUGCGGUUGCGCCGUCGCGAGGCCCGCGGGGCGCAUCUCCCAGUGUACGAGGUGGCCCACGGGGAGGCAUUCAGAAGCGUCGGGGUGCUGGCCCCGCUCGAGUUGAUAAGGAUGGAGACUUGGUAAUGGAUGCUGGAGCCACUGGUGGCAAGGGGAGAGUUGGCAGGGGGCGCAUCGAAGGGGGGGCUGCCUCGAAGCCUCUGGGCACCGGACGAACGAAUUCGGGCUCAAGCAGAGGUGGAAAUCAUGGCCUUCACCGAGCACAAGCCAUUUUGCGUGGUAUGGAAUCAAAACAGGCCACCGUCUUGGAAUCGCGAAUCACCGCUGUGGGACCUACAUCACUUCGUAUCGACGGACUCUCUUCCAGCAAGGCCGCAUCAAACCCCGACGGAGGUCUCGAGAGCCUCCUAGGAUUCCUAGAACGAAAAGCAAGUGGACUAGACGCCAAAUCUAACAGGACUGUUAAGAUCAAGAAGUCAUCUAUGAAGGGUGACUCCGUCAUUAUCACGGCCAGCCCAGAUGAUAUAGAACAGAUUCAGAAGCUGGACAAGUUCACUUUCGCCGGCUCAGUACUGUCAGUCAAAGCCUGCGACCCACCCUCGCCCCAAGCUGGAAAAUCGGGCGAGAAGAAAAAACAGACCGUCUCUCAAGAGGCACAGGAAGCCAAGGAUCGAUUCCGAGCUGUUCUCGCUGCCAGAUAUGACGCCAAUCUCAAGCUACUCAAUCUGUCAGCUCUCGCACUCGAUACUGGACUUCGACAGAUGGGUGUCUUUGAUGGAUCUACAACUACGUCGAAGGUUUUCCCAGCCAUGAUGGUUGUUUGUGAUGGACUCUUCAAGAACCAACAAGAGAAACGAGACGCCAUUGUCAGUGUGAGCCUCGCGGACAACGAACUAGCUGAUGUGUCUGCUGUCACUACGCUGGCACAGACAUUCCCGGAUCUCAAGAACCUGGACCUUUCUCGAAACAAAUUUGCCGAAAUUAAAGGCUUGAAUGCCUGGCGUUGGAAAUUCAGACAUCUGGAGAACCUCGUCCUCACUGGAAAUCCAAUCGAAUCUCAACCAACCCUGAAGGAUGAGUUGCUGAAACGCUACCCAAAUCUUCAAGUUGUGAAUGGGGUCACGCUCAGGACCGCGGAAGACGUUGCUGCUGCAAAAGCAGCUGCCGAAGUUAAGAAAUCGCCAAUUCCAAUCGCUGGACCGGACUUCCGUGAUGUCAGUCAAGUCGGGGAGAACUUCAUCAGACAAUUUCUUCCGCUCUACGACAAUGACCGUAACGCACUCCUUGAAACAUUUUACGACGCCCAUUCAGUCUACUCACUAUCUCUCAAUCUGACCGCGCCAAGAAGCCACGAGCACAGCAUGCCAAUUCAACCUUGGACUGCGUACUUCAAACAUUCACGAAACUUCACGAAAAUAACACAUCUUAACGCAAGAAUGGCUCGACGAUACAAGGGGUCUCAAGCAAUCCAACAAGUCUGGUCUACCUUACCCGCUUCUCGCCAUCCGGAGUUGGAGUCAAAUGCGGACAAGUAUCUCAUGGAGUGUCACCCUCUACCCGGCCUAGUCGACCCCUCCAACCAAAGCGUUCGUGGAGUAGACGGCCUCAUUAUCACCAUGCAUGGCGAAUUCGAGGAGCAAACCGAAUCAGCAACGGAGAAGUCUCUUCGAAGCUUUUCAAGAACCUUCAUCUUGGGUCCUGGAGCGCCAGGAGGUCCACAAAUUAGAGUCGUCAGCGAUAUGCUCACUCUUCGACCCUGGGCACCUCUUGCACUGCCUCAGAUAUCAUCAAUCUCUCCAGAAACACACAGAACGAGCGACCCUGAGCAGCAAGAGCGAGAGGCUAUCACAAUGCAACUUGUAGAGAAGACAGGAAUGACACCAGCAUGGAAUAUUGAGCAGGCUUUCAUUACGUUCACUGCGAACAAGGACAAACUACCCGCCGAUGCGUUCAUCCCAAGCGUGGCAAGAUGAUUAUGGAACUUAGGAGGAUGGAGGACUAUAUGUUAUGAUGGAUCAUGUUAGAUUGCAAUCUCUGUAUUGCAACGAGCUGCGAGAGGUGGAAAUUUGGAAAUGGAACCAUGGGGUUUUCAAGCGUGGAGUUAGUGCGGGUUGUGAAUCAUGAGAAACUCUUCGGAGGUCUUUCGCAGCGCAUUCAGUUCGCAAUAGCGUCAAAAAAAUACCAAUGGUUUUGACACCACACAUAUUGGUCUUUACAUUCUGCUUCUGUGAUAUGUUUUUGUGAAGAAAUUAAUUAACCAAAUAAGGGGUGUCCAAAUAUUGAA
This is a messenger RNA of Hyaloscypha bicolor E, 2297 nucleotides long. RefSeq lists its product as uncharacterized. Gene Ontology annotation, molecular function: RNA binding; protein binding. The record is from RefSeq and is a predicted model, not a curated record. NCBI's taxonomy places the organism in Eukaryota, Fungi, Ascomycota, Leotiomycetes, Helotiales, Hyaloscyphaceae. Gene Ontology annotation, biological process: poly(A)+ mRNA export from nucleus. The transcript is spliced from 4 exons. Bases 1 to 1986 code for a protein of 661 amino acids. Gene Ontology annotation, cellular component: nucleus.